Molecule: messenger RNA, 4892 nt
Organism: Phycodurus eques (leafy seadragon)
Lineage: Eukaryota; Metazoa; Chordata; Actinopteri; Syngnathiformes; Syngnathidae
Gene: atxn7l1
Product: ataxin 7-like 1
Source: RefSeq, a predicted model, not a curated record
UCGCCUGCUGCGUGCGAAGGAGAAGGAGCGAGCGAGAGAAAACGAGAGCGGGGAAGGACGAGCAGGAAGAGCAAUGGCGACACUGGCUCGCCUCAUACCAAGUCCGGAUACCUUCCUCAGCGAGCCUUGGUCUUCGUUCGUCGGUGCUGCUCAACUGCGUCUCGUUGACGACUCGCCUUUGAAGGAGUUCCACGCAGAGCUUGUUGUCAACGAAGAAGAGAUGCUCCACCGCCGUCUGUUUCCAGUGCUGGAGGACUUUCAUCUCGUUGUCUGCCAUGUCUGCAAUCAGGUGGUCACUCCUCAGGCCUUCCUCACGCACUACGAGAAGCGCCACAGCUCUCCCGUCUCUUCAAGGAGCCCGCUGGUCCUCAUGAAGGCCAAAGCCCCUGCGGCGGUCCCCGCCGUGGCAGGCGGUCCUGAGGAUGCAUUGGCCUUUCGGAUCCCCAAAGACUAUCCUCACUCGCGCUUCAGCAAAGCGCCACUCGCCGUCUAUCCUCCAAAGGGGGCUCGGAGCAAGCCAUGUGUAUCUCUUCCGGUCGUCAGUUUGGAAAAGAUGCCCUGCCUCAGCCGAGCCAACUCGACCUCACAGGUCGGUCUAGCUGCCUCGUCUUCUUCUCCCUCUUCGUCCCCUCUCAAACACCCGCCGCUCCCAGCCGUGGGCUUCUCCAAUGUGAAACUACCGAAUGGUCGCGGCAACACGGGGCCCUCCACGCCGCGCUCCUCCGCAUCGCCGUCGUCUCUGGACGUGCGCCACAGCCCGGCGCGCUCUCCUCCUGACAGGCGGCCGGCAUCGUCGCUUUCCCCCUCCCCCGCUCCUUCACCUGCUCACCGGCCGGCCUCUCAGCUGUUGUCACUGUCACCUUCUGAGAAGAAGAAUCAAAAUGGCACCAAGGCUUCUUCCAGGUCGCACAACAGGCUUUCAGGAAGAAUAUUUGACCCAAAUAAGCACUGUGGCGUCCAGGACCCUGAAACCAAACAGCCGUGCACGCGCUCCCUCACCUGCAAGACUCACUCCCUAACCCACCGCCGAGCCGUGCCUGGCAGGAGGAAACAUUUUGACGUCCUCCUGGCCGAGCACAGGGGCAGGACCAAGGAGAAGGAUGCAGCGAAGGAGAAAGACAAGGACGGUUGCAGCCCAAGUGUCGUCUCGCAAGACGCCGCGUCUCCCAGCAAGUCUCAAUGCCCUAAUGGACGUGCUCUGUCCACGCUGAAAUUAAAGCUGGCAAACGCACACAUACCCAGGGUUCCAGGCAUCACCACCUCAGCUCCUCAGCUUCCGCCACCAGCACCCUUCGCUGUUCCAGGUCCCUUCCCCAUCCCGGCCUCCAACCCAGAGCACUCGCCCCAGCCUUGGACAACGACAGCAGGCGGAGAUGGCGAGCGGCUGUCCAGCGACGAUGGCGACGCGCAGACUCCCGAGGAUGCCCACCCACCCAUCUUUCACUUCUCUGAAAGUCACCCACAGCCUUCAGGGUUUUGCAUAUUCAGCAGCAGGCUCAUGGGACGAGGCCACUACGUGUUUGACAGGCGGUGGGACAGGAUGAGGCUGGCGCUCCAAAACAUGGUGGAGAAGCACCUCAAUGCACAAAUGUGGAGAAAGGUUCCUCUUGCUGCAGAGAGCCUGUCCUCCCUUUCGCCCUCUGGCGGCACGUCCCAGCAGGCACCCCAUCCCUCUCCCCCGUCGGACACUCGUCCGCCUUUAACCGCCCCGUCCAGUUCAGUCUCCUGCGGUCCCUCCUUCCCUCAUCCCAUAUCUUCACCUCGAAGUUUGACCUUCAGAGAUGCCCCACAGCCAAUUUCCACUCUGGGAGCAUCCCAUCACAGCGCGCACAGGGCCAGUCGCCCCACCAAAGAGAGAGAGGACUCUUUCGUGGGAGCUAAGAGAAAAAACUCUUCCUACUACUGCUCCUUUCGGAACGGGACCGGCUAUCAUCCGCCGUUGCAAGCAUCAGGGGGCCUGGACGCCACCCCGGCGAGGAAAAAGGGACACGGUCGCGAGGGAAACGGGCUUUGGAGCUACAGUGACCAUUGGUUAUCGAAAGCUGAUGGCUCCCGCAGCCAUAACUCUAAUAACAGUGAUCUUGGCAACACCGGUAUAUCCUACUCUGCCAGCAGGGAGCUGACAGCCGCCCCCUCCUCUGGAGCGUUGAAUUAUGGGCAAAAAGCAGAGGGGAGGAAGAGGAAGAGCGCCGGCUCUUAUGAAGGGAAGACCGGCAACAAGCUCAACAGGCUGGGCGGUGUGGACGGCUUCUUUGGGAACGGGAACGACAGCGAGUCCCAAAGACAGGCCAAGUUGCAUCACUGACACCUGUAUGGUAGAAUGUCUGGCAGUGAGACCCAACCCAAUCCCCUUAUUGACAGAACCAAUCAGACUGCUUCACCUGUGUGAUGUCGCUUAUUUACUUCCGUUCAUGGCAGCCAAGCGGGCUCAGGACUCUUGGGCCGCACGUUCUCACCUGCUUGUUUUCACCCUCCGGUUCUAAUUUUGAACGACGCUGACUGAAAUGAACCCGGGACUGCGGAGUCCAGAUGCCGUGUUCAUGAGGAAUUCAUUUUUCACUUUUUUAUAAGUUUCUUUGUGGUCAGCUGACAAGGAACUACUACAGGACUGGAACAUCGGCUCGGCUUCAACAUUUCUUUUUCUUCUCCUGCAAUCUUUGCUCAAUGGCAAACUUUUCAGUUGGGUUUUAACCAGCUUCUUCGCCCUCUUACCUUCCCUCCCACUUUUUUAACUCCCCGUUUUAUAUGAAGCCGCUUUUUACGCGGACUCUCUUUGCAGUCUUUUGUCCCGUGUGCAUUGUGUACACCCAGCAUGGCUGUUUAAAGUGCUCUUACUGCCCUCGUCCUCCCUCGCAGCAGCUUCCACCAGUGCCACACUAAGACCCCGUUCACAUUUACAAUAUAUACAUUUACAGGGGGAAAAACAUCUCUUAACCAAUGAUGCCAUUCAAUGCAUUGUAUUGUACCUAAUAUAGGUGGAAGUCUGAACUAAAGGAAACAUUAUUUUUUUGCUAUUUUAACAGAUUUUCUUAGGUCUUUCUAGAGUGCCAUGUACCAUUUAGGGUUUGAGCUCAAGGAAUAAUUGUCAUUUUGAAGAAAUGCUGAAAGUAUUAUACUGUUGAAAAUGUGUACAUAUCUGUUUGAUUACUCUUUGGUAUUUAUUAUUCUCCCCGUUUGUACUGAGCUGCAGAAGGGAGGAUUUAAACAGCUAUAUAAUUUGACGUCAAUGGCCUGGUUUCCCCCCUGAAAUUCACAUAUUUGCAAUUUACUUUUUUUUUAAUUAUUAUUAUUACUUGAGUUCCAAUUUUAGUUGCUCAAGUUCAAGUGUGUGUCCAUUGACCAUUACACAACACACUUCUUCAUCCAUGCACUAUUUAAGUCGAUGUACAAGCUUUAUUGAAAGAUAAAAGACGGGAAAAUGUUUCAUCACCACUCCCUGCAGUACUUCCUCUUCCCUCGGUUCACCACAUUGCUCAUCGCAAGCGGAAUAGUGAGAACGCACUAUCAAUACUUUUGUGGGGAACGUGUGACGUGUCCAUUUGUCAUCACUUGACCGCUUGGAGCCUGUCAUACAACAGGUGCUUUUUAAGCAAGACUGAGAAUAUGAGUAUCGUCUUCAUCUUUAGGGCCCGUCUGUCAGUAUUUCCUCUCAUAUUUAAAACACAUCAGUGCCCCUUUCAACACUAUUAAAGUUCAUAUACUGUUCAUAUAAAAAGUCUCCGCACACCCUGUUCAAAUGCCAGGUUUUUGUGAUAUAGAAAAUGAAGAUGAGUCCACCAUUGUUGUGACCUAGAUUACCUGUACAACUCAAUGAGGGGUGGGGGGAAUCUUUUCCUGAGGGGAAGUAAAAGUAAACAACAGAAAUAAUGUCGUUGCACAAGUGUGCACACCCUAUGGAAUAACAGAACAGCUGCACUUUCUUUGGGUUUAUUCAGAGGGCCUUUAAAUGGUGGCAGGUGUGGGCUGACUCCGAUUUACGUGAGUUUGAAUGUUGAUUGGUUAAUUCAGAACACAGCCAUAUCCUAGUCAUAAGAGAGUGUGCCCAUUUGUGCAACCACAUUAUCUCAGUUGUUUUAUUUACCCUCUUUAAAAAUUUAAUUGAGUUUAACUUGUACAGGCGAUGGUUAGCAUUGAUGGUCAAAUGUUUGGAAAUUAUUUUUCAUGGUCUCAAUUAACUUUUGAACAGUGGUGUGUAUACUUUUUAUAGCCACUGUAGUUUGUAGGAAAACUAAGCGUUUUGCAUCAUAUUCCAAAAAAGGUCUUGCAGUCCUGUUUUCAUCACUGGUCUUCCCAAAUGUGUUUUUUUUUAAGACUGAUCCCAGUGUCAUGUAUAUUUGCUGGGUGGGAUUAGAAUGCUUAUUUUUUGGGGGGGGGCACACACUGGGUUAAAUACAUACGUCCGGCCUAAUGUUCAUAGUCUGGGACCUUCUCAACUGAGGUUUAUCUUUUUUGAUAGGAACCCCAAUGUGAGGUGACAUUGUGACAAUGCAGCUAAAACAAUGACAAAGUUCACGUUGAUUUUUGUACGUCUUUGUCUUUGCUUGUUGUUAACGCUUCCCCUUCCGUGGUGUUUGCACUUUGUAACAAAAUCUUUAACCAAGUUCUAUUUAUAUAUAUUUGACACGUUCAAAGUCAAAAUUUAUAUUUGUAUGUCUCUGGCAACUGCAGUAAAAAAAAAAAAAAAAAAAAAAAAAAAAAGGAAGAGUUAACAGAACAACGACCUCCUGAUACCAGCGCACUGUUCUUUUUUUUUGUUUUGUUUCAGGAUGCAAACUGUGGUAAAAGUUGAAUGUCUGCUACUCGCCUUGUUAUUAAAUACAUUUAUUUCACUGCCGUCAGAGCAGUUGUUGUUUUAAAAAAAGAAAAGCUUUUAUUAAAUAACUUAAGUGUGA